GGAGCCCUAUGCAGCGGAAAUAUAAAAUAACCGGGAUCCAAUACGCAUACUAUGUACAUAACGAAAAACACAAAAAAAAUGUAGUUAUGACUUAUUAACGCGGUUAAAAAAUUGUCAUUCUGCAUAUAUCGAGCAUCGAAUAAAAAACUAAAAGAAAAAAACGCUUGUAUUCAUUGAUAGAAGAAAAGAUUCAAAUGUAUGUAGUUGUGAAUUACGAUUGCAGUUAAAAAAUUAUCUCACUUCAUAACUCAUAAGUUAAAACCCUAGCAAACCAAGAAAAUUAGCUCGCUCGAUUACGCCUUUUAAAAUUGAAAUGAACGAUUCAAAAAUAAACCGUUAUAUAAAUUUCUGACUCUAGAACUAUCGAUAUAUUUAUCUAAUAUCUUAUCACCCCUUCAUUUCCAUUCCUAUAUUAUUAUUAUAAAUUUCAUAAUAUUUAAAAAUUAAAAAAAAAACAUUCUUUCUUUUUCCCCUCCUUCCAUAUUCCCUACAAAACCUCUCAUCCACUCUCUCAAAAUUCAUUAAUUUUCUUUUCCAUCUUUUCUUCUCAUAUUUUAAACAUAAAAAAAAAAUCUCUUUCUUUUUCUUUUAUGGUGGAAAAAACAACUAGAAUGUCAAAUACAACAAACAAAAUAAAUCCAUAAUCCACCACAAUUUCCAAAAAAAAAAAAAAUUAAAAAAAAAUCCCUUUCAUCUUAUAAACAUGUCAUCUACUACGAAUAACGACGAUGAAUUUAACGUUCAAAAAAGUAAAUUUUCGGAGUAUGAUCGUGUUAGUUGUGAAAAUUCUCCUAUGAAUAUGUCACCAUGGAACCAAAGUUGUAAUUUAAAUGCUACAAAUGAUGAUGAUAACGAUGAUGUUACGAAAAAUAAUCGUAAAAUUUGUUUAAUUGGUUCACUUGUACGUGAAGAAGGACAUAUUUAUUCUUUAGCUACGAAAAAUGAUCUUCUUUAUACCGGAUCUGAUAGCAAAAAUAUACGUGUAUGGAAAGAUAUGAAGGAAUUUUCAGCUUUUAAAUCAAAUAGUGGACUUGUUAAAGCUAUUAUUAUUUCAGGAGAUAAAAUAUUUACCGGUCAUCAAGAUGGAAAAGUUCGUGUUUGGAAGGUGCAACCUAACAAUCCUAGUAGUUUCAAGCCUGCUGGAACUCUACCAACAUUCUUUGACAUUUUCAAGGCUUCAAUUAGGCCAAGCAAUUACUUCAUGUCAGCAAAACACAACAAAGCUUCAAUUUGGAUCAAACAUUGGGAUGCAAUAUCUUGUUUAAGCAUGGAUCAUAAUCAUGGCCUAUUGUACUCUGCAUCAUGGGACAGAACAUUCAAAGUAUGGAGAGCAGACAGUUCAAAAUGUCUCGAAUCAGUCAAAGCACACGAAGACGCUGUUAAUUCAGUCGUAGCUAGUGCUGAUGGCGUUGUCUAUACCGGUUCAGCUGAUGGUACUGUCAAGAUAUGGCAAAGAGAGUUCACACCUAAGACGAUACGACAUGUUUUGGUUCACACACUUUUGAAUCAGGAGUGUGCUGUGACUGCGUUAGCCGUUAACAAGUCUGGUUCUGUUGUGUACUGUGGUUCAUCUGAUGGUGUUGUGAACUUUUGGGAAAAAGAGAAGAAGAGUUGGACACAUGGUGGUGUACUAAAAGGUCAUAAGUUGGCUGUGUUGUGUCUUGAAUCAGCUGGUAAUCUUGUGUUUAGUGGAUCAGCAGAUAAGAACAUUUGUGUUUGGAGAAAAGAAGGUUGUGUUCAUACAUGUUUGUCUAUGUUGACAGGACACAAUGGACCUGUCAAAUGUUUGGCUGUUGAACAAGAUAAAGAAUCAACAACAAGUGAUAAAAAAUGGGUACUUUAUAGUGGGAGUCUUGAUAAGUCUGUCAAAGUUUGGAGUGUUUCUGAAAUGGCACCAAUUAUGCACAAUGGAGAGGUUCAAUAGAUGUUGUAAUUUGUCUAUGUUGCUUGGGGUGCGUGUCGGGGUCUGCAAAAGUAGUGCGGCAUUGAAAGUGAAGAGUCUGAGCAACUUAGGUAUGUUUGAAAAAGUGUUUGAUGUGUGUUGUGUGUUGUGUUUUUCAUACACUCUUUUGGAAAGAGAGAAGAUUUGUUGGGGGUUAUGGAAAAAUGUAAAAUUGUAAGAUAUGUAACAAUUAAAUGGUGUGUAAAUUUGUUGGCCAUUGGUUUCUUAUAUUAUAUAAGUAUAUAAUUUUUUUGGUAUGUAA
Molecule: messenger RNA, 2204 nt
Organism: Solanum lycopersicum (tomato)
Lineage: Eukaryota; Viridiplantae; Streptophyta; Magnoliopsida; Solanales; Solanaceae
Product: protein JINGUBANG-like
Molecular function (GO): protein binding
Source: RefSeq, a predicted model, not a curated record